Messenger RNA from Scomber japonicus (chub mackerel), 1503 nucleotides. RefSeq lists its product as uncharacterized. The record is from RefSeq and is a predicted model, not a curated record. Gene Ontology annotation, molecular function: RNA binding. The transcript has 6 exons. Gene Ontology annotation, cellular component: nucleus. The coding region runs from base 238 to 888 and encodes 216 amino acids. Gene Ontology annotation, biological process: regulation of double-strand break repair; protein polyubiquitination. Lineage: Eukaryota; Metazoa; Chordata; Actinopteri; Scombriformes; Scombridae.
UUGCAAACACUGCAGAGCUAGUUUAACAUUAUUAUACGAGUGCAUGUAGAGAACAAGCACAGAGGAAGUUUAGUAGAGAACAUUAGUAGAGAAAUCAGGACCAUAAAUGUGUGCAUAGUAUUUUUGUGGAUGCAGUUUAAAUGCUUUAUGUGAUUGGAGGCUGUGAACUACAAAGUUGUGAAGAGGUGAGCGUCACCUGUACAGCUGUGCUAACAUGACAAUGUAAGAAAGUCAGACAUGGCUGCAGAGGAAGAUGUGGAGACAAUUGGGGAGCAGCUGUACAGUCGGAUUUAUCCCAAACAUGAAGAGUAUGCAGGAAAACUCACAGGUAUGUUGCUGGAGCUGCCGGGUCCUGUCCUGAGUCAGGUGCUGCAGGACGAGGCAAUGCUGACCACAGCCAUAGAGAAAGCCCUCAGAGCCCUGCAGGUGGCACAGGAGCCCAGCACAGUAACAUGUAAGGAGGAAGAUGAUGUGUCGGCGUCUUCUGACUCUUUGGGGGAGCAGCUGUUUGAGCUGGUGGAUGUUUACAACACCGGCCACUCAGAGAAAAUCACAGGAAUGCUUCUGGAGCAGCAUAAAGAGGCACUCUUAAAUCUACUUUCAGAUCCCAAACUACUAGAAGAGCAGGUGAACCUCGCUCUGAAGACACUAAAAGAGCAGAAUGUGGAGGAGAUAGACGUCAGUGACUCGUCGGACACUGAUGACAGCGAGAGGCUGGGGGAGAGGCUCUUUUCACUGGUGGAGGAGCUGGAUCCACGUCAUGCAAAUUAUAUCACAGGUAUGCUGCUGGAGAUGGAGCCGGCUGCUCUCCGACAGCUGCUCAGUGACCACAGGAUGCUGGAGGUUGCUGUUCAGAAAGCACAAGCAGCACUGGACACUCAGAGUUGAACUCUCUCAAUGAUAAAGUGAUUUGAGACAAACUCGAAAAGAAGAGGACAAAGUUUUACACACAGAAUCAACACAUCUAUUAAAAAGCUCAGAUACUAUAAUGAUGGGACUAGAUGACACAUCAGUCCCGGAUAUUGUGGUAAUACAAAUGGCCUCUUGCAUAAUCUGCUACUCUUAUGACUAUUUUACACCGAUCAUGGACCAACUGUAAAUAACUGAAGAGUCUGAGAAGCCGAAAUCAAGUUGAUUCGACCCCUUUUCCUAAUUCCUUAUUGUCCUUCUCGGAUAAAUGGACUGAACACAAGUGCCAGUGUCAAAUUGGAAAAUAUUUAUUUGCUCCAUCUGGGAGCUGGACUUCCACAAAAGGACGUCAGAAUUGUUGCUUGAUGAAAAUCUCUACAGUCGGCCAUUAAAGAGGAUUCAUUGUAAAGAAGUGCUAAUCUAAGUGUUGCCAACAGUCAUGCUAUAGAUGUACAAUGUAUUUGUUCAUUUUUCUAUUUUUACUGUCCUCAUAAUGAUGUAAUAGUGACGUGAAUUUUCUUUGCUAACACAGAAUACAGUGUGUAUUGUAUAUAAAUGAAUGAAGCUCCACAUUGAAUCAAGUUGUCUGUUGAU